Molecule: messenger RNA, 2231 nt
Organism: Aspergillus aculeatus ATCC 16872
Lineage: Eukaryota; Fungi; Ascomycota; Eurotiomycetes; Eurotiales; Aspergillaceae
Product: putative ABC transporter
Exons: 3
Coding region: 60-2231 (723 amino acids)
Cellular component (GO): mitochondrion
Molecular function (GO): ATP hydrolysis activity; ATP binding
Source: RefSeq, a predicted model, not a curated record
CUCAGAUCGACUUAACUUUGCUUCAGUUCCAGCAUUGUUUCUUUGAUACGUGCACCGUCAUGCUCCGGCGGGCCUGCAGAAUAAGGCCUCUCCGGUCAGUACCGCUCUCACAAUCGAUCCGCUUCUCAUCCUCUCUCUCUCCGCCGCUGAUCUCUAUCAAGAACGCAACCUUUUACAAGUCUGCUCCCACGGCCCAAGACAAAACUCAAGGCACAAACGCGCCCCUGUUCAGAGGCAUCGAUUUUACCCUGCCGACCGAGCCUUUAGAGGAGGACAAUUUCGAAGUCCAGACUUGGGCAAUAGUCGGGCGCUCUGACAAGACCCAGUUUCUCGAGAUCCUUGGCGGCAAAUACAUAUCUGACCCCCCCAACGGGCGGAGUUACCCGUACCUUCUCAGCGAUGAGAUCGCCCAGCGCAACCCCCGAGCGCGAUUCCCACAGAAUGCGAUCCGAUACCUUGGUUUUAGUGGGGAAGGCUCCGAAGCCAAUGGGGGCACGCGGGGCGCCUAUCUGAGUGCUCGGUAUGAGAGCCUGCGGGAGGAGACGGACUGGACAGUGCGCCAGUUUCUCCGCGGCCAGACCUCGUUGAAUCCGCUCCCGGAGCAGCGAGGUGGUACCGUUGAUGACGAGGAGCUGCUUGCCCGGGUCAUCGACGAUCUGCGGCUGGGUGAACUUCUGGACAUGCCGGUGGCCAACUUGAGCAACGGCCAAAUGCGACGGGCCCGGGUCGCCAAAGCCCUGCUCGACAAGCCGGAAGUGCUACUUCUUGACGAUCCUUUCAUGGGCCUUGAUCCUGAAUCCACCACAAGAAUGUCGGAAGUCCUCCGCCGCCUCGCCCGCAAGGCAGAACCCCGGUUGAUUCUCGCCUUCCGCCCGCAAGACCCAUUGCCAGACUGGAUCAGUCAUGUUGUCAUACUCGGCGACGGCCAAGCCGCGAUAUACGCGGGGCGUCGGACACUUGCACAUCAAUUGACUACUGUAUGGUCAUACUUUGCCCACUACAAGAGGCUGAACAAAAACACCGAAGGAGGCUACCAUAAGGGUUUAGUGAAAUCGACAUUGAUCGUGACCCGAGAAUACAUGCAGGAGUUUUUGAGGGGCUUUGCGCCAUCUUCUCUGUCCGAAGGCUCCGCGCCAGCCAAGCUUCAUCCGCCCCGGGGCGGCGAGCCCUUGAUUGAAAUGGAAGGGGUUCGCGUGCAGUAUGGAGACAAGGCGGUCCUGGGCAAAUGGUCGCAGUCUGUUGACGGCGAGUCGAAAGAGGGUCUCCACUGGACGGUGCGUCGCGGCCAGCGCUGGGCCAUCCUCGGCGCCAACGGAUCUGGCAAGACGACGCUGCUCUCGCUCAUCACCUCCGACCAUCCUCAGACUUAUGCGCUUCCCGUUCGUCUUUUCGGCCGCUCACGUCUCCCUGAGGAGGGCAAACCGGGUAUCUCCAUCUUUGAGCUUCAGCGGCGCAUCGGUCACUCCUCGCCUGAAGUCCACGCUUUCUUUCCCCGUCAACUCACCCUGCGUGAAGCCAUCGAAUCCGGCUUUUCUGAGACCUUCUUGUCGCGGCCGAAGAUGAACUACGAGCGCGAUCUGGACGUGGAAGCCAUCCUGGAGCAUUUCAAACCUGAACUCAGCGCUCCCCUCGCGCUCCCACGCAAUAGAUCAGGUCGCAAAAAAGGAAUCAUUACGGCAACCACUGGCAAGAUGUUCCCGUUACACGAUGCUCACCACUUCAGAAAGGAGUUCAAUCCCCCUGGCGUUGAGAUGGAAUGGGCCGACACGGCCACAUUCGGGCAGUUACCUGUCGACCUUCAGAGGCUAAUUCUUUUCUUGCGCGCUCUGAUUCAUCGACCUGAUAUCGUCAUUCUCGACGAGGCAUUCUCCGGAAUGUCCAUCGGUCUACGCGACAAGUGCAUUGACUUCCUUGAAAAUGGGCUUGGCCCGGAGUCACGCUUCGGCGGUCUCUCCGAUGAGCAAGCCCUCAUCAUGGUCAGCCAUCUCCGUGAGGAGAUCCCAGACAGCGUGCGCUACUACAUGCGUCUGCCGUCGAGAGAACAGGAAGGCACCUUCCGCUUCGGCCCGCUCCAGUCGCAGAGCUCCUUGCGUAGCCCCAAGAUUUGGAACAUGCUGUGGGCGCCGCCAGAGACCUACAACAAGAGGUCCGCCCCAGCUGAUCCGACGGAGGUCCCAGAAGGCGAGGCGGUGCGAGAGGACUACAACCGGUACGAUUGGCGAUCCGUCUAG